Messenger RNA from [Torrubiella] hemipterigena, 2262 nucleotides. NCBI's taxonomy places the organism in Eukaryota, Fungi, Ascomycota, Sordariomycetes, Hypocreales, Clavicipitaceae. The record is from the annotation of a GenBank genome assembly.
GCGAUUCCACCUUUUUUCCACGCGCCAAUUCAUCUUUCGCCACCGUCUGUAUAUCGCCCAUCUCGACCCGCCGUCUUCGAUCGGAUCUUUUUCACAGCUACACAAGAUGUUCGCCUCGUCCAGAAUGCUGUUCCGCGCCGUCGCCCCUAUCGGCCGCAGCGCCUUCCACACGUCUGCUCGCCGUAUGGCUGAUGCUCCCCUCGUCGCCAAGAGACCGAUGGGUGCUUUCCGUGGAGGACUCUUCGGCUUCCUCUUCGGCAGUGUUCUCGCCGGUAGUAGCGUUUACACCUACCUCCUUUCCGAGUAUAAGAUCUCCAACGACCUCCUCACCGAGGAUAUCUACACUCUUCAGGCCUCUGUUACCCGCUUGACCAACUACGUUAAGAGCCUCGAGCAAAUAGCACAGGAGAAGAAGAAGAAGGACUAAGAUGCUAGGGGAGCCGAAACGAAUAACGCCGGGGUAUUACGGGAAUGCGCGUCACAGAAGACGAUAGAGGAAAAGCAUCAAAUAAUAUCGUCUGGAGCUUGACAGAGUGGAAAACCAACUGUUGUAGGGUAUAACAGUCCUGUAUCAAUACAAAACUAACAUCUUCAUGUUCAUCAUCUCUACUAGCAACAUAGUACAACAAACCUCAUAACGGGUCGGACUACAAACACAUUCUAGUCACUUUGACAUAUCACAAAAGCGUAAUGGGAACGUUCGGUGAAUCAUACAAUGUUGGUAUACAUUUAUCCACUAAAUAAAAAAGUAGAUCGGGCAUCUUCAUCGGCCACAACAGGCAUAGAAACUCCUUUCUCCACUGGGGUCUUAAUUUUCAACCCCGUCCUCUUCCAUCUGUGGAAAUCUUUCGUGAAAAAAUGAGACAUUACUUUCUUUGAGGUUUUUUUCAUUUUCCUUAAUGUUUUGGUUUUACAAGGCAAUGGCUGCAUUUACAGCUCAUCGUGGUCCUCGGCCUCCUUCUUGGGCUCCUCCUUGACAUCCUCAGCCUCCUCAGUGGCGGCGGGAGCGGCCUCCUCGGUAGCCUCCUCCUUGGGGGAGAGGACAGCCUUGUGAGUACCCUUCUCACCGAUGAACUUCAUGAGGUCCUCGACAGUGCGGGCACCCUCGUAGGUGAUAGGGUUCUUCUUGUCACCAGCGGUGAAGAGCUUGAUGGUGGGGAAGCCCUGGAUCUCAUCAGGGACAUCGUUGAGGGUAGCGUCAACCUUGGCAAUGACAACCUUGUCCUUGAACUCGGACUCGGCGAACUGGGUGCCGAGGUCGUCGUACUUGGGGGCAAGAGCCUUGCAGUGACCGCACCAGGGAGCGUAGAACUCAACAAGGACAUCCUUCUUCUCGUCAAGGACAAUCUCGUCGUAGUUCUUGGCAACGACAAUGGUGACGGGGCCAUCCUGAGACUCGGGGAUGGGCUCGGACUUGAUGGAGGGCUCGAGCUUGCCACCGACGAAGUCCUUGACGAACUUGGCGAUGUUCUCCUUGGUGAGCUCCUUCUCCUGGUCGAAGGGGAACUUCUGGUUCUUGGCAACCUCCUGGAUGGCGAAAGAGGGGAACUUGUCGGUCUUGAGGUUCAGGUUACCGGCGUGGGCGCCGAAGGUCUUGGCAUCAAUGGUACCAAAGUUAACCUUGCCCUUGAACUCCUCAGCGAUGGCCUUGAAGGCGGUGCUGAGCUCAGCACGCUCCUCAGCGGUCUCAGAGAAGAUGUAGGCGAGGGGGAGGCCAGCGGACAUAUAGUCAGCGUAGGUCUCGGGGCCAAUCUCGCCAAUGAGAGGGGUAGCGGCGGUCUUGGCGAACUCCUUGAUCUCGUCGGCGUCGAACUUCUUACCGGGGUAGAUGUUCUUGCCCUCGUCGAAGGACUUGUAGACGACGAUGGCGGGGGCCUUGACACCCUCAGCCUCAGCAACAGCGGCGUCAGUGACGGCACCGAAGAGGUAGUUGUUGCGGAGCUCCUCAGCAACCUUGCCGAAGGUCUCGGUAGAGGCCUUGUCGUCGGCAGAGGUGUAGGCGACAACGACAACGUUGUCGGCAGUCUUGAAGUCCUCAAGAGUGUCCUUGUCGAGGGUGGAAACAGCGGGGAGGGACUGCUUCACCAUGUAGGAGCUGAUGGCACCAGCCUUGCGCUGGCCGCCGUAGGGGGAGACGUUGUCAAGGCCCUUGAAGACCUUGAGGGUAGGGUAACCCUCAACGCCGUGGUCCUUGCAGAGGUCAGCCUCCUCAGUGCAAUCAAUCUUGGCGAGCUUGAUGUUCUUCUCCUUGAGGGUGGUGGC